Aspergillus nidulans FGSC A4 is the source of this 3969-nucleotide messenger RNA. RefSeq names its product protein sepH. The coding region runs from base 1 to 3969 and encodes 1322 amino acids. The record is from RefSeq and is a predicted model, not a curated record. NCBI's taxonomy places the organism in Eukaryota, Fungi, Ascomycota, Eurotiomycetes, Eurotiales, Aspergillaceae. Gene Ontology annotation, molecular function: ATP binding; protein serine kinase activity; protein serine/threonine kinase activity. The transcript is spliced from 10 exons.
AUGGUAUCUCGGUCCAACGAGGGCCCAGAAGCGCCUCAUCCGGCGUCUAGAACGCCCGGCGCACCCGCAAAAGGACGCCUCACGAGACUCGGUUCCAGUCCAUCAAAACGAGACGACAAAGCAAAAGAUGACAGGAUGGGAAAGACGUCGGCGAAAGAUGUUGCGGAGCUCAAGGACUAUAUCAAGCUCGCUGAUCUCCCCAAGAGUGAAUUGCGGGUCAUCAUGCUGGAGAUUGACCUCCUGAAGAAUUUGGAUCACCCGAAUAUCGUGAAGUACCAGGGGUUCGUGAAGUCGGCCGAAACGUUAAACAUCAUUCUCGAAUAUUGCGAAAAUGGUUCUCUACACUCAAUUGCCAAAAACUUCGGCCGCUUUCCGGAAACUUUAGUGGGGGUAUAUAUGUCCCAAGUUCUCCAUGGUCUUCUUUACCUUCACGAUCAGGGCGUCAUACACAGAGAUAUUAAGGGUGCAAAUAUUCUUACAACGAAAGAGGGCCUUGUCAAGCUUGCAGACUUCGGUGUGGCCAGUCGUACCACCGGACUAAGCGAAUCGAGCGUUGUCGGGACUCCAUACUGGAUGGCCCCUGAAGUGAUUGAAUUAUCAGGUGCAACUACAGCGUCUGAUAUAUGGAGUCUGGGAUGUACUGUCAUUGAGCUGCUUGAAGGAAAACCGCCGUACUAUAACCUUCAGCCGAUGCCGGCUCUUUUCCGGAUUGUCAAUGACGAUCACCCUCCCCUCCCUCAAGGCGCCUCACCAGCAGUCAAAGAUUUCUUGAUGCAGUGUUUUCAGAAAGAUCCCAACCUUCGUGUGUCCGCUCGCAAACUUCUGAAACACCCAUGGAUCGUCAACGCUCGAAGAUCUGACUCCGUAGUCCCUAAAAAAUCAACCGAAUAUGAAGAGGCGGUGAAAAGUGUCCAGGAGUGGAAUGAGGCUUUGCGUUCGCCGGAAUCGAAUGCCCUAAGAAGAGGAACCAGAAAUGAAAAUCAAAACCCACCGUCUUUACGGCUUGACACGCGGCAUACGCCAACUAAAGUUACACUUCCAAGCCCAGUCUCCAGAAUUGUCGCGGACAAAUUUAGUUCUCCUAGCUCCGGAGAAGAGGAUAACUGGGACGAUGAUUUUGCUACGGCCAUCUCGCCAAGUGCACUGCAGCUACCUCACCUUCGGCCGCACGACAAUUUUGGUGGAAUGCUUUCUUCGGAGAAACUGAAGGCAUUUGCCUCUCUAGAUGGUACAGUCCUAAAGUCUGAUGAAAGCUUUGAGGAGUCCGAUGACCCUUUCAAAGGAUCUCUGCUGGCCGGAGAACAUGACCCGCUGAAGACAAUCCGGCCCCCGCCGUCGCAGCAGGCAAACUCAGGAACAUCACAGUCUCAAAACGGACCGUAUGGUGCGCAUAUGAGGCGGGGACCGCCCCUAAAUACCGCCAUAACCCCAGUUUAUGGUGGGCAAAUGCUCCAAAACUCGUCAUCUCCUAUACGGCAACAACGUCCGCCGUUGUUCUACAAAGAGAACUCCGUUGAAGAUUACUCCGAUCUUAUCUCGGCUAAUGAAGACGUCCUUGACCGCAAAAUCAGUGCUUUUCAAGAGAGCGACGAGCAUAAAGACUUAGCAGACACGGGAAGGUCCAGGGAAGUCAUCCGGUAUCAGAGUUCAUACGAGCAAGAAGAUACACCUCGAAUCGGAAGACAAAUAUCAGUCAAGCGGUACCGUGGGACAGUCGAGAUCCAGCAGUUUGCCGAGAACGAGCAUGAUGAGGAUUUUUCUGAUAUCCUAGGGGUGGAUGGAGUCACGCUAGACAAGGCUGAAAGCGACGACGGCUCAAAUAAGAGCACACUGAUGCUAAAUACAAAAUUAUCAAACAAUUCUUGGCUAGGAGAUUUGGAUGAUGAAGAUGAUCCCUUCGCACUGCUUGAGGAAGGGCUCGAUGAGACUGACCUCGAAGCUAAUAUCGCUCGUGACAAACAUGCACGACUCCGAAGUCAAGUUGAAGGGCUUGUUGGUUCUUUGAAGACGUCGCAAGACGAAGAAGUACUUGGGGACAUAUCGGAGCAGCUCUUGGCCGUCUUCUGCGAUUUCCCUGAGACGAAGAACAUAAUAAUUAGCGCCCAUGGCAUGUUACCAAUAUUGGAGAUUCUUGACCUAUGCCGCCGCCGCGACAUUACUUUGUGCCUACUGAAAAUUGUCAAUGCAAUCAUCUAUGAUGAUUACGAAAUACAGGAAAAUCUCUGCUUUGUCGGCGGUAUUCCCAUCAUUAACGAAUUCGCGGCGAAAAAAUAUCCCCGGGAAAUACGGCUCGAAGCAGCAGCGUUUGUUCAACAGAUGUACCAAACAUCAACCCUUACCCUUCAAAUGUUUGUCAGCGCGGGAGGGUUAAAUGUUCUUGUUGAGUUUUUGGAGGACGAUUACGAGGAUGAACGUGACCUUGUUCUGGUAGGAGUGAAUGGCAUCUGGAGUGUUUUUGAGUUACAGGGCUCGACUCCCAAAAACGACUUUUGCAGAAUUUUAUCACGCAGCUCCGUUUUGGAUCCUUUGUCCCUUGUGUUGAGCCGAGUGUUGGACGAAGAAGGCGAGUUGGCCGAGGUCGUGGAAGGCCGCAUUGCAAAUAUCUUCUUCAUCUUCUCGCAAGCUGAGAAUCAUGUCAAAGAAAUGGUAUCGGAGCGCACAGUCUUACAUAGUACUGACGAUGGCUUAGGGGUUUUAAAAGAAUUGAAGCGCAUGACACCCGCCCACCAAAUAACUAUGCUGAAGUUCAUCAAGAAUCUGUCUAUGCUAUCAACAACACUUGACUCUCUUCAAAACUCAAACGCGAUUGACGUCUUGACCGACCUCUUGCGGUCCACAAUCAAGCGUCCACAUUUCCGGGAGGUCUCCAACCAGAUUCUGAAUACAAUUUAUAAUAUGUGUCGUCUCAACAAGUCACGACAAGAAGAUGCCGCGUUAAAUGGGAUUGUGCCUUUACUCCAGAAGAUUGUGAAGACUGAACGUCCACUCAAGGAGUUUGCGUUGCCUAUUCUCUGCGAUAUGGCACACUCUGGGAAAGUUGGCCGUCGGGAGUUGUGGCGGAACAAGGGACUCGCAUUCUAUAUCUCAUUACUUUCUGACCCUUACUGGCAGGUGACCGCUUUGGAUGCAAUAUUCAUAUGGCUUCAGGAAGAGACCGCUAAGGUGGAAGAGCAUCUAUUGGAAAAUCGUUACGAUCAGCCAUCAUUCACAGACGCGAUCGUGAGAUGCUUGACAUUGUCCAAGGCGAAUGCGUUCGAGAACAUCCUUGAGCCGCUGCAAAAGCUUCUGAGGCUCAGUCCUCCAAUAGCCUCGACCCUGGCGCGCCCAGACUUGUUCAGCCGGCUCGGACAGAAACUCCAUCAUUCCAAGGCUGCGGUCCGUCUGAAUCUCCUGCGCAUAAUUUCUAGCAUUUGCGACUCUAGUGAGCAACAGGGCGGACUACUUGCAAGCUACGGGCUCCUGGACUCAAUUCGCGAGUUAGAGCAUGAUCCUGCGAUUCUUGUUCGGGAUAUGGCUGGAAAAUUAAUCCAGUCCAGCGAGAGAAAUGAUUCGUACGGACUCUGUAAACUCAAGCCCAAUGUUAGGCGGGGAAGUACAUCUGCCACUUCCCCUGGUCUCCUUGCCAACCAAUCAGCGCCUGUCACUCCUCAGUUGAGUCGACAAAACCAGUCGAAAGGAUACUACGAUAGUCGGGAAACGCAACGGCGGCCGCGAAGUGCAAUCAGUGGCUCUGCACUGGCUCUCCGUCCUGGAAGCAGAGACGGGCCAACUCCGGGUAUUGUAGGGGGUGCUAACGGAAGUGCUGGUGCCUCAAGAAAUAGGAUAGCUCGCGGAGUGUCCAAUAGAUUGUCGCACAUCGAGCUGUUACCGAAUGAUGAUGAUCGAAUCCCGAGUUCUAUAACUCGUCGAUCGUCGGUCCUCCCACGUCGUCGACGAUUGACGCAGUUUGAGGCGGAGCGAGGAUCGUAA